CUCUCCCGCAACAUCUCCACUCCACAACACCCGCCAUUGUUCUCUUCUUCUUGAGCUCAGCCUCAGCACCAUCACCAUCACCAUCACAAGUCUACGCGCAGCAGCACGAAGAAGACACGGCCAUUGCUUGAUUGCUCGCGUCUCGUUAGUUAGUCGCAAUAAUGGAGGAGGAACAGCAGAUGGAGGUGCCUUGCUACUUCCUGUGCCCCAUCUCGCUGCACAUCAUGCGCGACCCCGUCACGCUCCCCACCGGCAUCACCUACGACCGCGACGGCAUCGAGCGCUGGCUCCUCACCGCUGGCACCUGCCCGCUCACCAAGCAGCCCGUGCCGCCUGACUGCGAGCCCACGCCCAACCACACGCUGCGACGCCUCAUCCAGUCCUGGUGCGCGCUCCACGCCGACGACGGCGUCGAGCGCGUCCCCACCCCGAAGCCCCGCGUCGACCGCGCCCGCGUCGCUGCGCUGGUCUCCCAGAUCGUCGCCAAGAGAUCGUCGCCGCAGGAGCUCAUCGCCGCGCUGCGAGAGCUCAGGGACGUGGCGGCCGUUAGCGAGCGGAACAAGAAGCUCAUCGUCGCCGUCCCCGGCGCGGUGGACAUCCUGGCCGCCAUCUUCGUCGCGUCGGCGACAAAGUCAGAGAGUACUGCCGCCUGUGACGAGGCGCUCGAGAUCAUCUCCUCGCUCCAGCUCUCGGAACAGUGCCUGGUUCGUGUCACUGAGAUGAACGAGGCACUCGUCGACGCGCUUGUGUCCGCUCUGCAACGAUCGAACACCACGUCCCGGGCGCACGCGGUGCUGCUCCUCGAGGACGUGACAGCGGUCAUGUCACAGAACAGGCUGGUGUCCCUCCCGGAGCAGGUGUUCAGGGACGUCGUGCAGCUGCUCCGCGAGAGGGUCUCGAAGCCGGCGACCAAGGCGGCCCUGCACGUGCUCGUCAGCACGACGUCAUGGGGCCGCAACCGCGUCAAGGCGGUGAACGCCGGAGCGGUGCCAGUGCUCGUCGACAUGCUCUUCGACGGACCGGAACGCCGUGCGUGCGAGCUGGCGCUGGGCGCGCUGGACCGGCUGUGCGGCUGCGCGGAGGGGCGCGCCGAGCUGGUGGCGCACGGCGCGGGCGUGGCGGUGGUUGGCAAGAAGGCCCUGAGGGUGUCGGACGUGGCAACCGACAAGGCGGUGCGGGUGCUGCGGUCGGUGGCGAAGCACACGGCGACGGCGGCGGUGGUGCAGGAGAUGGAGCAGACCGGUGUGGUGUGGACGCUGUGCCUGGUGGCGCAGUCGGAGCAGUGCGGCGAGAGGACGAGGGAGCGGGCGCGGGAGACGCUCCGACUGCACGCGAGGGCGUGGAGGAGCGCGCCUUGCUCGUAUCAGCACCUCCAGGCCAUGUACCCUUGAUAACACAAGCGCACUACUGAUCGAUCAUCGAUGUGAAGAGCAAGGACAUGCUACUCAUGCAUCCAUUGCAGAGGAAUCUCUUUUUGUUUGAGUUUGUUUUCCUGUCGACCGAUUGGUGUAGUUCUAGCUGUGAAUUGAGGUGUACAAAGGCGGACAGAUCGAUGAGAAGAAUCCAAUCGAGAAAAGUUUUGGCUAUUAGCUUCAUUACUGUGUUAUUUGUUGCCAUCAAACGUCAGUUC
Phragmites australis (common reed) is the source of this 1630-nucleotide messenger RNA. RefSeq names its product E3 ubiquitin-protein ligase PUB23-like. Bases 162 to 1391 code for a protein of 409 amino acids. The transcript has a single exon. Lineage: Eukaryota; Viridiplantae; Streptophyta; Magnoliopsida; Poales; Poaceae. The record is from RefSeq and is a predicted model, not a curated record. Gene Ontology annotation, biological process: protein ubiquitination. Gene Ontology annotation, molecular function: ubiquitin protein ligase activity.